Messenger RNA from Nycticebus coucang (slow loris), 4958 nucleotides. RefSeq names its product NFKB inhibitor zeta (gene NFKBIZ). The coding region runs from base 47 to 2233 and encodes 728 amino acids. Gene Ontology annotation, cellular component: nucleus. NCBI's taxonomy places the organism in Eukaryota, Metazoa, Chordata, Mammalia, Primates, Lorisidae. Gene Ontology annotation, biological process: regulation of gene expression. The transcript is spliced from 11 exons. The record is from RefSeq and is a predicted model, not a curated record. Gene Ontology annotation, molecular function: DNA binding; POU domain binding.
AGCGAACCAGGGGCGCCGGUGUCUGGGGGUCGCCGAGCCCGGGAGCAUGAUCGUGGACAAGCUGUUGGACGACAGCUGCGGCGGAGACGGGCUGCUAGACGCGACCGGCGACUGCGGCCUCAUGACCAGCCCGCUCAACCUGGCGUAUUUCUAUGGCGCUUCGCCGCCCGCUGCCGCUCCGGGCGCCUGCGACGCCAGCUGCUCGUCGUCGGGUCCCUCCGCGCCGGGCUCGCCCGGCUCCGGCUCCGACUCCUCCGACUUCUCCGCCUCUUCCGUGUCCUCCUGCGGGGCCGUCGAGUCCCGGCCCAGAGGCGGCGCCCGCGCCGAGCGCCUGCAAGUUGAGCCCCAUAUGGGGGUUGGCAGGCAACAGAAAGGACCCUUUCAAGGUGUUCGCGUGAAAAAUUCAGUGAAGGAACUCCUGUUGCACAUCCGAAGUCAUAAACAGAAGGCUUCUGGCCAAGCUGUGGAUGAUUUUAAGGCACAAGGUGUGAACAUAGAGCAGUUCACAGAAUUAAAGAACACAGUAUCAUAUAGUGGGAAAAGGAAAGGGCCUGAUUCAUUGCCUGAUGGACCAGCUUGCAAGAGGCCAACUCUGCAUACUCCAUUUUUGAUACCACCUCAAACACCAACGCCCGGGGAGAGCAUGGAAGAUAUUCUUCACAAUGAACCCAAACAGGACAGCAGUGCCAAUCUGCUUCAGAACAUUAUGAACAUUAAGAAUGAAUGCAGCCCAGUUUCCCUGAACACAGUCCAAGUUAGCUGGAUGAGCCCUGGGGGUGUUUCUCAGAGCUCCCCCCGAGAGCAGUGUCAGGACUUCCACGGAGGGCAGGUCUUCUCUCCACCUCAGAAAUAUCAGCCAUUCCAAGUCAGUGGCUCCCCACAAGUGAUGGACCAGACUUCUGUGUACCAGUGUUCUCCACAGAACCAGAAUGUAGAGCCGCAGCAGCACUACUCCCACAACCCCACUCUGGAGUACAGUCCUUAUUCCAGAACUUCCCAGUCUCCCAACUAUGAACCAAUCUUGUUUGAUGGUCAAUCAUCACAGUUUUGCCCAAACCAAAGUUUUGCUUCCCUUCUAAGUAGUCAUGGGCAAUCUGACAAUAUUACUAAUCCCAUCCAGACUUCUUCCAGCAUUCAGCAACAAAAUGAUGCUCAUCUACAGAGCUUCAGCAUGAUGCCCAGCAGUGCCUGUGAGGCCACAGGGGGCCAUGAUAUGGCCUCCACCUCUUUAAAUACUUCGCUGCCCUUCCAAAACCUCAUUGGAAAUACAAUGAACACCACACAGUUAGGGAAAUCAUUUUUUCAGUGGCAAGUAGAACAGGAAGAAAGCAAAUUGGCAAAUAUUUCCCAAGACCAGUUUCUUUCAAAGGAUGCCGAUGGUGACACCUUCCUUCACAUUGCUGUUGCCCAAGGGAGAAGGGCACUUUCCUAUGUUCUUGCAAGAAAGAUGAAUGCUCUUCACAUGCUAGAUAUUAAAGAGCACAAUGGACAGAGUGCCUUUCAGGUGGCAGUGGCUGCCAAUCAGCAUCUCAUUGUACAGGAUCUGGUGAACCUUGGGGCCCAGGUGAACACCACGGACUGCUGGGGAAGGACACCUCUGCACGUCUGUGCUGAGAAGGGCCACUCCCAGGUGCUUCAGGCAAUUCAGAAGGGAGCAAUGAGGAGCAAUCAGUUUGUGGAUCUUGAGGCAACUAACUAUGAUGGCCUGACGCCCCUUCAUUGUGCAGUUAUAGCUCACAAUGCUGUGGUGCAUGAACUCCAGAGAAAUCAACAGCCUCAUUCACCGGAAGUUCAGGAGCUUUUACUGAAGAAUAAGAGUCUGGUUGAUACCAUUAAGUGUCUGAUUCAAAUGGGAGCAGCAGUGGAAGCAAAGGAUCGUAAAAGUGGCCGCACAGCCCUGCAUUUGGCAGCCGAAGAAGCAAAUUUGGAACUCAUUCGUCUCUUUUUGGAGCUGCCCAGUUGCUUGUCUUUCGUGAAUGCAAAGGCAUACAAUGGAAACACUGCCCUCCACGUUGCUGCCAGCCUGCAGUACCGGGUGACACAGUUGGAUGCAGUCCGCCUGUUGAUGAGGAAGGGAGCAGACCCAAGUACUCGGAACUUGGAGAAUGAACAGCCAGUGCAUUUGGUUCCUGAUGGCCCUGUGGGAGAACAGGUGAGGGUCCCAGGAGGCAGACGAAGUACUUGUAGGCGCUCUCUUCUGAUGGGUGAAGGCAGAGGCCAUCAUGCAGGAUGAAGGUGGCUGGUGCUUUUUGUGGGGGCUCCCUUGGUGUCUGGGUCUCACACUAGUUAUCAUAGCACUUUGUAGCUAAUCACUUUGUUGCCGAAGGAAACAUAAGAAAUUUGAGGGUCUACCUGUGGAUCCUAAAUGGUCAGUGUUCAAGUAAUCUUCUCUUCCAUGACUCAAACUUGGGUUUAGAGUAAGUUAGAAUGGUUUGACCUUUGGAAGCUGAUGAAGGAGGAUGUACCAGAGUUCCUGUAGAUACCAAGGAGGGAGAGCCAUGGUUUUAUAAGGUAUGAGCCACCAAAUACUGUGGCUAUUAAAUGGGUUCCCAUGUGUAAAGUGUUCGGGUUAAUCCCAGGCACAUAGUAAGCGCUCAGUGAACACUCACUGUUACACUUACUUUUAUCUGCUAAGUGACACUGAACGAGAAAUGAAAAAGUUAUUUAUGUAAUUUGGAAUCCAUAGGUACUUUAUAUGUUAAAUAGAAUUAUGCUUUACUCAUUAAUAUAGUUAUAUAUUGUCACUGAGGAUUAAAUAGUUUCAUGAGAGAACUUUUCUAGUUAAUAAGUACUUACUCUUUUAAGAAAUUAAAAUGUUUUUGAUGGAAAUCUUUUCCUGGAGGUAAUGAGGGUGAUUUUGGCCAUGGGUAGGUCUUUAUAUAUUUUACUAAUCACAAAAUUAAAUAUAUAGGAUCCAGUUUAGCUUUUUUUUUUUUAAAUUCUGAGCCAUUAUUAUGACCAUAAUGUUACAAUAACCCAUAUUUGUAGAGAUUUUUAUGAUUUAGAAGGACUCUCUUAAUGGUUUGUAAAGAAUUUUCUUUUUUUUUUUUGAGACAGAGUCUCAUUAUGUUGCCUUCUGUAGAGUGCUGUGGUGUCACAGCUCACAGCAACCUCAAACUCUUGGGUGUAAGCAAUUCUCUUGCCUCAGCCUCCCAAGUAGCUGGGACUACAGGUGCCCGCCACAACGCCUGGCUACUUUUUUGUUGUAGUUGUCAUUGUUUGGCAGGCCUGGGCUGGGUUUGAGCCUGCCGGCCCUGGUGUAUGUGGCCGGCGCCUUAGCCACUGAGCUAUGGGUGCCAAGCCUGUAAAGAAUUCUCUUGUAUAUUAUAUCACUUAAUAGUAUAACAACUUUGUGGUAUAAAGAUUCAACGGAAAAAAUUGAUAUUCAGAGAGGCUCCAAGCACAGGAACCAUCAUUAACUAGACAAUGGCAGAAUCCUAAGCCCAGUAUUUUUUCCUGCUUCAGAGUUUGUGGUAUGCAGUUAAAUAAUGAUGUUCUUAGGGGUUACGGAGGUAUGGAGGGCCGUUUGACUCUUCACUAAAUGUUCUGUCCUUUUUGCUUUUGUAUUUUGUGCCUACGUGUUUUAUAGGGAGAGGGUCUUUCCCCUUGCUUUUGUCGUCAGACUCCGGUGGUUGUGUUUCCUUAUAGCAGCUAAUACUUGUAUCCUCUAUCCCAGCAGUUCUCAACCUGUAUUAAAGGGCCGCGGCAUUAGGGAGGUUGAGAACCACUGCUCUAUCACAAUCUUUUCUUCUAAAUUAUUGCUUCUAAUCUGCUGUGAGCUGAGAGACAGAUAAGACAGUUUAUCAGACCGUGGCAUAAAAUCAGUCAUGGGUCCUGGGAUCUGUUCUGUAAUCCAUGAAGUUCUGCAUGGAUGCAUUAACACUUGGAUACCAUGACAGCUGUUAUGACUUGAAGGACAUUAAGGAUUUGCUUAUGUGUGUGUAAAAUGGGUUUUGUGUUCUUGUUGACACUGAUUUCAAGAUUAAGUGAGAAGACAAACCAUAAUUGCUGCCUUAUGGUAAGUGUUCUCAUAAAUAGCAGGAGUAAAGAUUAGGCAAGGAAUAUAGGUCUUAUGUCAGUUUUUGGAGACUUUCAACAUCAGAUAAUUUUUAAUGGAGACGUGUUACUUUCUUGUACCCACAGAUAAUUAGAGGAGAUGUCAAAUAGUUUUAGAAGUUCAGUAUUUUUUUGAAGUCACUUUAAAAUCUUGACAAAUAGGGCAGCGCCUAUGGCUCAGUGGGUAAGGCGCCGGCCCCAUAUACCGAGGGUGGCAGGUUCACACCUGGCCCCACCCAAACUACAACAAAAAAUAGCCGGGUGUUGGGACAGGCGCUUGUAGUCCCAGCUACUCGGGAGGCUGAGGCAAGAGAAUCGCCUAAGCCCGGGAAUUGGAGGUUGCUGUGAGCUGUGUGACACCACAGCACACUAGCGAGGGCAGUAAAGUGAGACUCUUUCUCUUAAAAAAAAAUAAAAUAAAAUCUUGAAAAAUAUUGUACAUAUUUCUUCAUAUAAAUACAAGUUAAUAGGAGUAGUGUGUAAUAGAUAGGAAUGAAAGAAACUCUGAAGAAAAUACACCCCUUUGGAGGCGGCGCCUGUGGCUCAGUUGGUAAGGCGCCAGCCCCAUAUACCGAGGGUGGCGGGUUCAAACCCGGCCCCAGCUGAACUGCAACCAGAAAGAAAAAAAAGAAACUAUACCCCUUUGAUCAUAAAAAAUAAACCUGACAAAUCCUAUUUACUUUUCUUCCAGAUCCGACGAAUCCUGAAAGGAAAGUCCAUUCAGCAGAGAGCUCCACCAUAUUAGCUCCAUUAACCUGGAGCCUUGUGAGCAACACUCACUGUCAGUUAGGCAGUCCUGAUGUUAUCUGUACAUAGACCAUUUGCCCUGUAUUGGCAAAUGUAAGUUGUUUCUAUGAAACAAACAUAUUUAGUUCACUAUUAUAUAGUGGGUUAUAUUAAAA